AUGAUAAAAAGAAGAAAAUGCAUCAUUUGUGGCAGCGGGGGAGUUGUAAAAAGCCCAUCCAAUUAUUGCAAGAAAGAAAUGACUGCAUGGCUUACCCCCUUGCCUACCUACGUACAUGCACUCUGCUUGUGCACUUAUUGCUAUAGCUAGGAAGCUGGUGAUAGCUGUGAUUUAAUAUGAGACACGAGGUAGUUGGAUAUGACAGUGAUGUACUAUGUGCUCCCCCCCCAGUGGUCGGUGUCUCUCUCUCUCUCUCUCUCUCUCUCUCUCUCUCUCAUAUGAACUCAUCCUCCAGCAGUAGUCAGGCAGUGUGCGUUCAUGUGUUUUGGAGGAGUAGCUUUGGAGGAAGUGCUGAAGAGUUGGGAUGUAAAUGAUGGCAGCUGUAAGAGCAAAGUCAAUCCGAGGAGCUGGGAGUCUGCUUCGAAGUCGCUCAGAAGGGACUCUGAUCGAUCUAGAUGACAGUGUAACAAUCAACAACAAUAACUUGCAUGGGAGUUAUAUGUCAAAACCUUCAGAAUGGCCUGUUUUCCAGCCAGAUAUCCAACCCCAAGGACGAACAACAAAUCCCUUCUGGAACAAACUCUCCCAGUCAAAUCCUUUCUUAGAUGACAUUGUGUGCAGAAACAGCACUGAUUCAAGUGUGUCCAUACUGAAGGAGGAUCCAUCAGCUUUCUUCCGUAACAGUAUUGAAGAUUGUGAAAGUACAUCUUCAGAUGAAAACAAUUUUGGUCAUUUUGCACAGCGUGACAGAAACAACCUUAAUCAUUCCGGGCGGUGGAGAAGUGCCUCGGACAUUCUUGACAGUCUUGCAAAAAAAGAAACCAAAAAGGAGAAGAGCUUUUGCUCUCAAGGACCGUUCUUGAAACCAGAUUUUGACUGGCUUAAAAAUGAUAUGGAGGCUUACAAAAUGGCCUGGCUGAGUCACAGACAGUUGACCAGGUCCUGUUUGAACCUCAGUUUCAUAAAACAAAGUCCUGGUUGGGCUCAAACCCAAGCCACGAACACACAAAUUGUCUGCAAGAUCGAUCACAAAGGAGGCUCAGUGCAGUUGCCCGACUCCAAUAUCAGUGCCCAUAUUCCCCAAGGUCACGUUGCUCCAGGGGAGAUCCAGGAAAUUGGACUCAAAGCUAGCCUUGAUCCACCAUCUGGACUCAAUAAUAAUUAUGUAACAUCUGUGAGUCCUCUUUUGGAAAUCAGUCUCAGCAAUCCCAAUACUAUGGAAGGCAUCUCGCUUGAUAUUAAAAUGGCAGCUGAAAUAAAAAAUGACCCUUUGAGCCAAGUCAUGACAACAUUUGUAGGUCUGAUGGCCCAUAAGAAAGAUGGACCUUACGAAAAGGUGAAGGACUGUUACAUAUAUCAGAACAUUUUACAAAUGAAGAUCCAGGAGCCAAAGCCUCACAUGUACAUCAUUGCCGUUGCCGAGGCCACAGUCAUCCAACCUCCAGCAACUUCAGUAUGGGACUAUUUAGACCGGCAAUUCACAGUGGCAGUUUAUGGUCCCAAGCAUAUUCACCCAUCAUUCAAAGUUGUGCAAGUCAUCUCUUGCUAUCAUAGUGUUCCAUCCAGGCUUCCUUUCUCUGAUCUCCAAAAAGGUAACAGAAACUUGCCCCCUGUUGUGUUGCAACUGUGGGGAAAGCAUGAGUUCAGUCCAUGCAGUUUAAAUGACUUGCACAUUAAAACCAGUGUGAUGGAAUCAAAUUUUGAAGUGAAAGAUGAGGAUAAGAACAAAGAGGUCAAAAUAGAGGUGCUCAAAACGGGCAGAAUGAUCCACUUGCCAUUGGAACUAUCCAGGACAGGCAAUGGCGAGAUGGCUCAAUUCAAACUAGCUAUCCAGGUGAAGGACUCAAAUUGCCUCUCUUUAGCAGACUUUCACAUUACUUCUCCUGAGGCUGCUCCUCUGAGGACAGACAAACAUGGACUCAGACAUGCGGAUCGUCACAAGGAAGUGACCCGAUCUCAAGCUAUUCCAGAAGAAUCUGUCCCAGAGAUUCCAAAGUUCCAAGAUGUGCCUGUGAAUAUUCAGUGGUAUGGUAUUGCAUUGAAAGCUCUUUUUCGACAGCCGAGAGUGGAGUAUCUUCUAGAGUACUUCAAGGGUGACACAAUUGCUCUGCUUUCCAGAGAAACUGUUAAAUCUGUUGGACAGUCAAAAGUGAAAGAGUGGUAUAUUGGCUUUCUCAGGGGAAAUGUUGGUUUGGUACACUGUAAGAAUGUGAAGGUUAUAACAAAAGGCCAAGUAAUUGACUUCUCUGGAGUUAGACUCACGACGCAAAUCCUGCUGGAUAACAUGACUCAGCCUUUUAAGAAGCUCACAUACAUGUACUCUGCCAUUCAGACCCUAGUAACAGAUCACAUAACCUGUUGGAGGACUUUUGCUGUAGCUCUGGGUUACCCAAACCUCUCAGUCGACGGUUUCUCUAGGAGGCAAGUUGAGACAGAAACCGAGAAGGUAGCAUGUGUCCUUGAGAAGCUUAAGGAAGACUGCCACACAGAAAAAACUAAGAGGAAAUUUCAACAUGAACUCAUAAUUGGACUCUUUAAAAUGGAUGCCCAGGGCCUUGUAGUCCAUUUAAUCCAGAACACAGUUAUUCUGUCCACAGCUGUUGAGCUCGGUGUGCGGUGGAAGGAACUGGCUGAGAAACUUGGAAAACUUUCCAAUUCUCAGAUCAGUGCUUUUGAGGCACCACACAGAGGGAAAAAUGGAGAAGUCAGUGCCCAGUCAAUGUGGAAGCCUGCAUAUGACUUCCUGUAUUCCUGGAGUAUGCAGUAUGGUGAGGGCUAUCGGGACAUGAUUCAGGAUCUCCACCUGGCCCUGGACAAGAUGAAGAGCCCAGUGACUAAACACUGGAGACAGAUGACUGGAGCUCUCAUUACAGUAAACUGUAUGGAGAUCUUGAGGGCCUCUGCCUUCCACAUAGCAUAGUGAACAUUUAAGUUACAAACACAGGUGGGUUUAAGAAUGUCAUACAUUUUUUUUUCUUCCUGUAUUUGUAUAGCAGUGAGCAAUAAAUGCUUUCUUUGUAUUUUUAUAACCAAAAAAUGGCACAAGACAAAUGCUGUUGGACUUGGAAUGCAUUCUUUUAUACUGUUCAACAUAUGAAUUUGCCCAGGUCAACACAAACAUUACUCAAAUUAUUAUAUUUUUCAUGUAUAUGUAUACACUGUAUAGUUUUAUAUUUGUGUGUUAAAUGAAAUGCCUCCCAUCUAACGUCUGGGUCCUUGUUAUGUUAUAUGCGUUUUAAUCUGUUAAUUUUUAAAUAGAGACAAUCUGGACACUUUCUCGAUAUCAAAGUCCUGUGUAAGUUCCUUCUGCUGUUGGGACAGCUGAUUGCUUUAUGAGGAGUGACCUUUUCUGUCUAUCUUAAAGGAUAAACUCUAAAAGUGGGCCAAGCUUUUGCAUUAUAAAAUAUACGUUUUUUUUUCUGCACUUACUGUAAUUUUACCAGUGUACCUAAGAUAUCUUGUUAACUGUACUAUUUUUAAUAUUAAUCUUGUAGCUAUUAUUGCUGAACUAAAAUAAAAAAACAGAUUUUAA
Molecule: messenger RNA, 3532 nt
Organism: Neoarius graeffei (lesser salmon catfish)
Lineage: Eukaryota; Metazoa; Chordata; Actinopteri; Siluriformes; Ariidae
Gene: macc1
Product: MET transcriptional regulator MACC1
Exons: 5
Coding region: 371-2920 (849 amino acids)
Cellular component (GO): cytoplasm
Source: RefSeq, a predicted model, not a curated record